Molecule: messenger RNA, 1398 nt
Organism: Impatiens glandulifera
Lineage: Eukaryota; Viridiplantae; Streptophyta; Magnoliopsida; Ericales; Balsaminaceae
Product: peroxidase 5-like
Exons: 2
Coding region: 133-1281 (382 amino acids)
Biological process (GO): response to oxidative stress; hydrogen peroxide catabolic process
Cellular component (GO): plasmodesma; plant-type cell wall
Molecular function (GO): peroxidase activity; heme binding
Source: RefSeq, a predicted model, not a curated record
AUAUUGCUGGUACCUAAAUUCUCUCUCUGCCUGAGUUUCUGUACGUUGAAACCGGUGGGCGGCCAAAUCCGUUAUUUAUACAAUGUGCAGAGGUUAUUGAAUAGAAGCUGAGGAAAGGAUAUCUAAUCAGAGAUGAUGGAGAAAAGAUCAAGAAUUCGCUAUUCAAUUAUAAUAUGUAUGCUCCUCCUCCUCCUCAUUCCUACAUCCUCAGCAACUAAUAAUAAAGCUCUGCAAGCAUCAAAAGACCUCCGUGUUAAUUUCUACCAAGAAUCUUGUCCUCAGGCUGAAGACAUCGUUGCCAAGGUUGUUAUUUCCUCCUUCCGCAACGAUCCCGCCAUUGCAGCUGGCCUCAUUCGCCUCGCCUUCCACGAUUGCUUUGUCAAUGGUUGUGAUGCGUCAAUACUAUUGGAAAAAACUCCCACCGGGGAGAAAACAGAGAGAGAUUCCCCUAUCAACGGUCAAAAUAUGAGAGGCUUAAGCGUGAUAGACCAAGCAAAAAAAAUGAUUGAGGAAGAAUGUCCAGGCAUCGUGUCAUGUGCGGACAUCAUUCAGUUUGCUGCCCGCGACAGCGUUAUUAUGACCGGACUGUAUCACUACGACGUUCCAGGCGGCCGCAGAGAUGGACUCGUGUCUCGAGAGAAGGACAUCGAAGCCAACAUGCCUCUAGUGGUUUGGAACGUAACGAAAAUGGUUGAAAUAUUUAACGAGAAAGGACUAAACAACGAAGAUUUGGUAGUACUCAUGGGCGCACAUUCAGUGGGAUCUGCACAUUGUCCUACAUUUUACUAUAGAGCGCAAAAAAACGACCCCAAAUUGAGCUCCAAGAUGUCUGAAAAGAUGAAAGCUGCAUGUAACAAGCCAAACUUUCAAGAUAUGUUGAAUAGCUCCCUACCUUUCGAUUCAGUUUCACCUAACCUGUUGGAUACCGGUUUCUACAACCAGCUCAUUUCAGGUGAAGCCCUGAUCGAGUCUGAUCAGGCAUUGUCCUUGGACUCUAGAACAUCCAAGAUUGUCUAUAUGAUGGCUUCACCUAAUGGAAGAUGGCGAGAUGAGAAAUUUGUCAAUGCUAUGGUUAAGAUGGGGAACAUUGAGGUCAAGACUGGAACUGAAGGUGAGAUCAGGAAACAUAGUCAGUAUGUUAAUGAACCAUCUGGAUCUAACGCAGAUUCUGGAUCUGAUGCAUAUUCUGGAUCUGACCCCGACAAUGAUUCCACUCCAGAUAUAAAUAUGGGACCCUUUGGCAAUCUCUUCCCUGGACUCAUCCCUGGGAUCCCUCAUUGAUCUUAUGCUCUUUCUGUCUUAUAAACUUAACAAUUAAAUCAAAUCAAGGAUACACUACUAACACUAAAUAUGAUCAGGAUUAGAUUAUCUUGAAUUUACUUCUAACUAUUACAGUAA